Moneuplotes crassus is the source of this 918-nucleotide messenger RNA. Lineage: Eukaryota; Ciliophora; Spirotrichea; Euplotida; Euplotidae. The record is from the annotation of a GenBank genome assembly.
AUUAAUGAGUGGAUUGUCAACCGAGCAAAAGUUUAGACAUUUCAUGAAGACAGGGACGGAUGAUCCAUACAUGACUUUUUAUCCUAAGGACAAACAAACCAAUCCUAGAAGGCCAAAGCAGAACCAUCGAAAUCAUAGAAAAAAUUUGAUGCAGGAAGAUAAUCCAGGUUGAGACCCGGUACCUGUGCAUCCAAGGACUAUCAGGAUUAGGAACAAGACAACUGAGUAUACUAACAGGCAAAUUGCAAGGGAUCCAAAGGAAAUACACCACCAAUCACAGAUGUUGAACAGUCGUCAAGAUCAUCAAGCUAUUAAAUAUUAUAAUACUGAGAGGAAAGAAUUAAGCAAUCUGAGUAAAAUUUUAAAGAAACCAAGAGCUAGCUAUAACGAUUUCAAGAUAUUCGAAGAUCAGGAACUCAAGGCUCCUCCUGUUAAAAUUCGUUCACAACUGAAAAGACUUAUGAAAUUUAAGCUUAAGGAGCAGAAAAAGUCUAGAGAGACUAAUAAUCUUGGCAUAAAUGAACCUAUAAUAAAUAGGAGCAAUACAACUGCUUUAGUAGUUCUUUCUAAUAGAAGCAUGAUUAAGUAUCCAAGGAUAAGCAAAAGAGGCUCAAAAGAGUCGUUUCAGAUCUACCGUAACAUCUCUGACAAUAAAUUGAGCUUUAAGAAGAUGCACAAGAGAAGCGCUUCUCAUUCAGGAAAUCUUACACUUUUAGACCCAAGGGCUAAAAGUUUUUCUCUAAGUAAGAGGAACCAUAACCCAAAAGGUAUUGUUAAUAUCUCUUCUUUUUAUCACAGAGGGCCUGAGAAGCAAUUCAAAAUGCGCUUAUUAGCUCAGAAGUUGAACACUUGGAUAAGAGUGAAGAAUAAUUCUUAACUCUUAUCAAUUAUCUUGAUAAAAUAAGAUUAAGAAUUUCA